Messenger RNA from Telopea speciosissima, 1340 nucleotides. RefSeq names its product tRNase Z TRZ2, chloroplastic. The coding region runs from base 81 to 1172 and encodes 363 amino acids. The record is from RefSeq and is a predicted model, not a curated record. The transcript has 8 exons. NCBI's taxonomy places the organism in Eukaryota, Viridiplantae, Streptophyta, Magnoliopsida, Proteales, Proteaceae.
GCUUUACUGUAACUACAAUUCUCUCUAAACUCCUGUAGUGUUCAAUCUUAUCUAUGUGAUAUAAAACCCUAAAAAAAAUUAUGCUGACUUCUCUGAGCAUCUCGAGCUCAAAAUUUCCUUCAUUUCUUCCAUCUGACGAACAGACACUCGUAUCUCCUUACAAAUUCCCUUUCCCUGUAGUUCAGAGACUAGGACAGAAGGUUUCAGCCAGUGGCCAUGGCCUUGUAUUGUCUGCCUUUAAAGGGUCUGGGUUUCUAUCCACAAUCGACAGAGCAAUUGAAGAAGAGGAAUACAGAAGAGCCAGGGCUGAGGUUCAUCGGAAAGGUGUCGACCUUGAGGGUUACUUAAUCGAGGGAAUUUCAAUUGGAGGCCACGAGACUUGCAUCGUCGUUCCGAGGUUGAAUGCUGCUUUUGACAUCGGCAGAUGUCCUUCGAGGGCUGUUCAUCAGGACUUCCUGUUCAUAACCCAUGCUCAUCUUGAUCACAUUGGUGGACUUCCAAUGUAUGUAGCAACUCGUGGGCUCUACAAUUUAAAACCGCCAACGAUAUUUGUGCCACCAUGUAUUAAAGAGGAUGUAGAGAAGUUAUUCGACAUUCACAGGAAUAUGAGUCGAGAUGAAUUGAAGUUUGAUUUGGUUGCAUUAGAUGUAGGGGAAACAUAUGAAAUUCGGAAUGACCUGGUUGUGAGGCCGUUUAAAACUCACCAUGUCAUACCCAGCCAGGGAUAUCUCAUGUACUCAGUUAGAAAGAAGCUGAAGAAGCAAUAUGCUCAUUUAAAAGGAAAACAAAUCGAGAAGUUGAAAAAGUCUGGGGUUGAGAUUACAGACACUAUACUGUACCCUGAGGUGGCGUUCACAGGAGAUACAACAUCUGACUUUAUGCUUGAUCCUCGCAAUGCUGAUGCCAUGAGAGCAAAAGUUCUUAUAACUGAGGCAACUUUCGUAGAUGAAGAGCUCAGCAUUGAGCACGCACGACAGUGUGGCCAUACUCAUCUAUUUGAGAUCAUUGAACAUGCUCAAUGGAUCCGGAACAAAGCCAUUUUGCUCACUCAUUUCUCCUCCCGGUACAAAAUUGAGGACAUUCGUCAAGCCAUCUCAAAGCUGCAACCGAAGUUGUCCGCCAAAGUGGUUGCUUUAACAGAAGGCUUUAAUUCAAUGUAUUCUGAGUCAUGAACCAGCCUCUUUUCCUUUUAGAUUGCCUUGUGCAACCAUGUUUGUUCUAUAAUCAGCUUAUAUUCCAAAAUUGUGUAAUCAACCUUAGUGGUUUGCAUUGAAAUGAUGUACAAAGAAUCAACGGGUAAAGGUGGCCUCAAAUGAAACUAAAAGAACUUAUUCUGCAUC